GCACCAAAAGCAUUUUAACUAAAUAAUAUCUACUUUAUCAAAAAUAAAAAUAAAAUAAAAAACUCUUUGAGAAGCAUGAGACUGUUUCUUUUACUUUCUUUCAAUGUUCUCACGUUACUUGACGCAUAUAGUUUUACCGACGUAUCUGAUAGGCAAGCGUUGUUGGAGUUCAAGUCUCAAGUUUCUCAAGGCAAGAGAGAUGUCUUGUCCUCAUGGAAUAACUCACUCCAUGUGUGCAACUGGAAGGGGGUUACAUGCGGCCGCAAACAUAAGAGAGUUACUCAAUUGCACCUCUCAGGAUAACAAUUGGGCGGGGUGAUAUCACCAUCUAUUGUCUCUUUUGCAAGGUGUAUGAACUUGAGAAGUCAGGGCCAAGCCAACUUAUUUGAGCCUGUUGACGACAUUCCCCGUCUUGAAAGAGAGAACCGCCGUUUAGUCCGCCAAGCUAUGGAGAACAAUCCUCCUCCUGCUGCUGGUCAUAAUGGAAAUGAUCAGCACAAUGAAAACCAAGCUCCUCUCCAUCCUACAAGACAACCACGAGUCAUUGGAGCUUUUGAUCAACCAAACAUUCAUGGGAACCGCCAAGAAAUUAGAGCACCUGCUGUUGAGAACAAUAACUAUGAGAUCAAGUCAAGUCUUAUCAACAUGGUGCAGAGCUCAAAGUUUCAUGGUUUGCCUAUGGAAGACCCUCUUGACCACUUGGAUCAGUUUGAUAUGAUGUGUGGGACAGUAAAAAUCAAUGGUAUCUCUGAAGAUGCAUUCAAACUCCACCUCUUUCCGUUUUCUCUUGGAGAUAGAGCUAGGACUUGGGAGAAGAACCUACCAGUGGGAUCAGUAACCUCUUGGGAUCAAUGCAAGAGAGCUUUCCUUUCCAAGUUUUUCUCUACUACCAGAACAGCAAGGUUGAGGAAUGAAAUAUCAAGCUUUGCUCAAAAGGGAAAUGAGAGUUUUUGUGAAUCAUGGGAGAGAUUCAAGGGCUAUAAUAUGCAAUGUCCUCAUCAUGGUUUCUCCAAGGAGUCUCUUCUCAGCACAUUAUACAGAGGGGUGCUACCAAAGAUAAGGAUGUUGCUUGACACAGCAAGUAAUGGUAACUUUCUUGGCCAAGAUGUUGAUGUUGGUAUGACUUUGGUGGAGAAUCUUGCUCAAAGUGAUGGCAACUAUGGGGAGGAUUAUGAUCGAACUACAAGAGAUCAUUCUGAUAUGAAUGAGCAUCACUGCAAAGAGAUGAAAGCAUUGAAUGACAAGAUGGAUAAGAUGCUUCUUGCCACUCAAAAGCCAGUCCACUUUGUUACAGAGAGUGAUGUCUAUCAAGGGUAUCAGGAGGGAAUGGAAGCUUGUGUUGAGGGACAAGAAGAGGUCAACUAUGUGGGUGGACAAGGGUAUAACAAGUUCAAUCCCAAUUACCGCAACCACCCUAACCUCUCUUACCGCAGCACCAAUGUGGAGAACCCACAAGAUCAGUCUUAUCCACCACAAAAACCACCUGGUUUUCCUUCUCAACCCACCUAUCAACCAAAGUCUCAAGGGAAUUACCAGGCUAAACCUCAAAGCUAUUCCCAACCACAGCAGCAAAUGAAUGCACUACAUCCUCAAGGUCAAGCAGAUGACAUAACUGCUUUACUUAGACAAAUCCUUGAAGGACAAGGGAGAGGUGCCAUUGAACUUGCCACACAAAUGAAAGCCAUGCACAACAAAGUUGAGAAUGUAUAUGGUGAGUUAAAUUCCAAGAUUGAGAGGUUGCAAACACAAGUCCAGGGACAAGCUUCUUCCUCGUCAACAAGACAAAUGGGUUCUCUACCGGGAAAAUCAGAACCAAACCCAAAGGAGUUUUGCAAUGUCAUCUUCAAGGAAGAAGUGAACAGGGUUACUAGUAUGAGCUUCAAAAUAUCAAAAAUUGAUAGCCAUGCUGAUGAGAAUGAAAGGUCUAUUGAAGAGAUCUCUGCUCUCCUAUAUGGUUCUGCUCUUGAGAGUUUGGGGGUUGCUACAGUUGAGAAAUCUGAGAAAGGAUCAAGAGGUAAGGAGAUAGUUGCCAAGGAGGUUGAAAAGAAAGAUGAACCAAGUGUUGCUCUUCCUCUUUAUAGUCCUCCAAUUCCAUUUCCACAAAGGGUUCUUACAAAGGCAAAAAAGAAAGUGCUCUCAAGUUUCAAAGCUAAUAUGAACAGAGUUGGAGCACCUUUGCCUUGUGUGGAUAGCUUGUCUCAAGUUCCUAGCCAUAUAGAGUUCAUCAAAGCCAUUCUAGCAAACAGAGAGAAGUGGAAGAAAUCAUGGGAAUUUUUGAUUCACCAAGUGAACAACAACCAAGUCCAAAAACACUUUCCAAGCUUGAAGAUCCAGACAGAUUUACUAUACCUUGCUCACUUGGUGCUUUACAACUUGAUGAUGCCUUUUGUGAUUCAGGAGCAAGUGUUAAUGUGAUUUCUCUUUAGAUGGUAAAGAGUCUUAGGAUCAA
This is a messenger RNA of Camelina sativa (false flax), 2449 nucleotides long. Lineage: Eukaryota; Viridiplantae; Streptophyta; Magnoliopsida; Brassicales; Brassicaceae. The record is from RefSeq and is a predicted model, not a curated record.